CUGGAGUCCGAACAACAGAUCGCCGUCCAGAUGCAGUUUCGACUCUUCUCAUUUGCCCUGAUCGUAUUGAACUGUAUGGAGUACAGCAACUGUCAGGCGCCGUCGCACCGCUGGAGGAGAAACAAAAGAGCUAGCUAUGGAGCGUACCCCAUCUGUAAAGGCUGCUCGGUGUGCUCCAGGGACAACGGCUGUGUAAACUGCCCACCCAAACUCUUCCUGUUUCUGCGGAGAGAGAGGAUGAGGCAGUACGGGGAGUGCCUUCACGACUGUCCAGCCGGAUACUACGGCAUGCGCAGCCCCGAACUCAACAUGUGCUCCAGGUGCAGGAUAGAGAACUGCGAGUCCUGCUUCAGUAAAGACUUCUGCACCAAGUGCAAGUCAGGUUUUUACCUACACAAAGGGCGCUGCUAUGAUAAGUGCCCCGAGGGCUUUGCCCCGCUGGAAGAAACCAUGGAGUGUGGAGAGGGCUGCGAGGUGGGCCAGUGGAGCGAAUGGGGAGCCUGCACCAGGAGAAACAAAACCUGUGGCUAUAAGUGGGGUCUGGAGACCCGGACGCGGCACAUUGUAAAGAAACCACCCAAGGACACAAUACCUUGUCCCACCAUCGCUGAGUCCAGGAUGUGCAAAAUGGCCAUGAGGCACUGCAGGAGAGGUGGCUCAGGGAAGCACCGACCCAAAGAACCAAAGAAGAAGAACAAGCAGAGGCUGCGGUUUCGGGCCCAGAAUCAGCACAGCGACCACUUGGCAUCUGCGCGCUCCAGCCAGUGA
Scomber scombrus (Atlantic mackerel) is the source of this 768-nucleotide messenger RNA. RefSeq names its product R-spondin 2 (gene rspo2). NCBI's taxonomy places the organism in Eukaryota, Metazoa, Chordata, Actinopteri, Scombriformes, Scombridae. The transcript has 5 exons. The record is from RefSeq and is a predicted model, not a curated record. Bases 31 to 768 code for a protein of 245 amino acids.